AUGCAGGAGUAUGUAAUUAAAAAGGAUAAUAAAAGAAAGGAGGGUAAUAAAUGUCUUGUUAGUGUGACAAAAAUAGGAGAUAGCUUUAGUAAUAAAAACAGUUUUGAAAUUUUGGGAGAGAUUGAAGAGGAAGUUUUGGAUAAAAUGGAAGAGGAUGCUAAGAAUGAGAAGUUAGUUAUUCAUCAGAUUGAAGAUUGUGGUAGUGCUGAUAUGGGUUCUAAUGAAAUUGUGAAUAAUAAAAUGCUUCUGUCAAUUAAGGGAGAGGGGGAGAAAAAAGGAUAUGAAAGUGCUUGGAAUGUUAGGGGUUUGAAUAAAUCUGUUAAGCAGAAAGAGGUUAUUGAUGUUAUUAGGAGUAAUAACCUUGGUAUUUGUGUUGUGGUUGAAUCUCAUGUCAAUGUCUUAAAUCUUAAAAAUGUUUGUGUUAAGACUUUUGGGCAGUGGGAUUGGGUUUCUAAUAAUAAUAGCUGUGAGGCUGGUACUAGAAUUAUAGUGGGGUGGAAUCCUAGACUUUUUGAUGUGAUGAUGAUUUCUCAAUCCAAACAGGUUAUCCACUAUUAUGUUAAAUUUUGUGAUUCUGAUGGUGGCAUGUAUUUGUCUUUUAUAUAUGCUGCUUUGAAUUACCUUGAAAGAAGAUUGCUUUGGGAUAAUUUGAAGAAACAUAGCUUGGUUGUUAAGAAGGAAGCUUGGGGUUUAUUAGGUGAUUUUAAUGUUGCUUUAAAACCAUCGGAAUAUUCUGAAGGCUGUUCUAAAACACCCAAAGGAGUUGAAGAUUUUGUUGAUUGUUUAAGUUUUAUUGAAGUUGAGGACCUGAAUUCUUAUGGUUUUCAGUUUACAUGGAACAAAACUCCUGCUGGGAAUAUGGGUCUUUUGAAGAAGCUUGAUAGAGUUAUGGUCAAUUUGAAAUUUAUUUCUGACCAUCCUCUUGCCCAUGCUGUUUUUAAACCAUAUAGAAAUUCGGAUCAUUGUCCUGCUAUUUUAAAUUUACCUGUUGAUAAAGUGAAGUGGAAGCCUUCUUUUAGAUUUGCUAAUUUUAUUUCUGAGAAGGAGGAGUUUCUUCCUUUGGUUAAGGAGGUUUGGGAUAAUAAUAUUGAUGGUUUCUUUAUGUUUAAAGUGACUCAAAAGUUGAAGAUUCUCAAAAAACAUUGCAGGGAGCUGUGUAAUAAACAUUGGGGUGCUGGGAAAAGAAUUCAGAAGUUAAGAAAAGAGUUGGAAUGUAAACAACAAGAAAUUUACAGUAAUCCUUUUGAUUGCAAGAUUAGGGAAGAGCAUGCUAAUAUUCUCUUAGAUUUUAAUGUUGCUUGUAAUGAUGAAGAAAAACUUCAUGCUCAGUGUGCUAAGAUUAAAUGGUUACAGGAAGGGGACAAUAAUUCUAAGUUCUUUCUUAGAAUUGUAAAAAGCAGGGGUAAUAGUAAUCGUAUUCAGAUGGUUCUGAAUGAAGAUGGCAGAUGGGUGAGUGGGAAGGCUAUGAAAGAUAAGUUUGUUUCUCAUUUUAAUAAGUUUUUGGGUUGUAAGGAAGAUACUGAUCUGUCGGGAUUAAAUGAUGAUGUUUUUCCUAAAAAAUUGGAUAGUAGGGUGGCUGUUAAUAUGAUUAGAGUGGUUACUGAUGAAGAAAUUAAAGCUGCAAUGUUUGAUAUAGAUGACAAUCGUGCCCCUGGCCCUGAUGGGUAUUCUUCAAAAAAUUUUAAAAGUACUUGGUGCAUUGUUGGUCCGGAGGUGUGUAAGGCUGUGAGAGAAUUCUUUUGGACUGGAAAAUUGUUGAAGGGGAUCAAUGCUACGAGAUUAGUUCUGGUUCCUAAAGUGGAGGUUCCGAGGAAAGUUUCUGAUUUUAGACCUAUAGCUAGCUGUAAUACUUUUUAUAAGUGUAUCAGUAAGAUUAUAGUGAACAGGAUUAGAAAUUGUUUGGGUGAUAUUGUUAGUAAUAAUCAGUCAGCUUUCAUUCCUGGUAGAUCUAUCUUGGACAAUAUUCUCCUUGCUCAGGAGCUGAUGGUGGGGUACAAAAAAAGAGGGGAGCUCCUAAAUGGAUUUGGGUUUCAUUCAGUCAUGGUUAAAUGGAUUAUGGCUUGUGUUUCUUCCUCGUGGUUCAUGCUUAAUUUUAAUGGUGAAGAUCAUGGAAUUAUAAGGGAUGCUCUUGAUGAAUUCAAAAAGGUGUCAGGGCUGAAGGUGAGUACGGAAAAAAGUCAGAUUUAUUUUAGUUGUGUUAAGCCUAAUAUGAGAAGGAUUAUUUUGGGUAUCCUUCUUUUUGAUGUUGGGAGAUUUCCGUUUAAAUAUUUGGGGGUUCCUAUGUGUGUUACUAAGUUGUUUGAAAGAGAUUGUAAAAAGUUGAUUGAAAAGAUUAAGAUGAGAAUUUUCAAUUGGAAGAGUAAGACCUUAUCGUUUGCUGGCAGGUUGCAACUCAUUAACUCGGUCUUAACUUCUAUUCACGUUUAUUGGGCUUCGAUUUUUAAAAUUCCCAUUGCUACUAUUAAUGAGAUUGAAAAGAUGUGCAGAAGUUUUUUAUGGGCUAAUGGUGAGAUAGUCAAGGGGAAAGCUGAAGUCAAGUGGCAAGAUAUCUGCAAGCCUAAGGAGUAUGGUGGACUGGGAAUUAAGAAUUUAAGGAGAUGGAAUGAUGCUUUGCUUGCUAAACAUGUUUGGAAUGUGAUUAAUAACAAAAAUUCCUUGUGGGUGCAGUGGGUGAGAAUCAAUUAUAUAGGAAGCAGGAAUUUUUGGGAUAUUUUGCAGAAAAAAAGUAUGAGAUGGACAUGGAAGAGGUUUUUGGAGAUAAGAAAAACUGUUAGGCCUCAUGUUGUUUCGUGUGUGGGAAAUGGAGGGAACACUGCUUUAUGGCAUGAUUGGUGGCAUCCAAUUGGUAUUCUUUGUACAAUUAUUCCUAGAAGAGAUUGGGUUAGUAAUGGGCUUAGUGAUUCAUCUUUAGUUUGUGUUGUUCUUGAUUUUGAUACUUAUUCCUGGCCGAUUGAAUGGGUUAAUAAAUUCCCCAGAUUAACAGAAGCUCCCAUGUUUUGCAUUGAUUCUAAUAUGAAUGAUGUUGUUGGAUGGAGGGAUAAGAAGGGUAUAUGUAGAAAAUUCUCAUGUAAACAGGUGUGGAGUGAUUUAAAUAACUUUGGAAACAUAGUUCCUUGGCAUGAUAUUGUUUGGUACAACAAUUGUACCCCUCGCAAUUCUUUUAUACUGUGGAUGGCUGUUCUGAAUAGAUUAAAAACACAGGAUAGGGUUAGAGGUUGGGAAGUGGCUGAAUUUGGGGGUAUUUCUGCAUUAAGCUGUGUUUCUCAUAUUUGGAGGGAGAGAAACUCUAGACUUUUUGGCUCUAGAAGAAUUUCGGUUGAGGGGGUUAUAGCUAGUAUUGAAAAUGAGAUUCGUUUAAAGCUGUUGGGUUUAAGGAAAAGAGCUAAAAUGGUCAAUAAUAAGAAAGGUAUUGCAAUGGAUGGUGGUGGGCAAUAG
Messenger RNA from Lactuca sativa (garden lettuce), 3435 nucleotides. The record is from RefSeq and is a predicted model, not a curated record. NCBI's taxonomy places the organism in Eukaryota, Viridiplantae, Streptophyta, Magnoliopsida, Asterales, Asteraceae.